GUUCAGACCAGAGGACGAUGUGGAGUAAAGGAAAAUUGCAUGUUCUUGCUUCAAAAAAUAUACGUUCUUGUGCUUUACGGACUUUAUGUCGCACUAAGACCACUGAAGCCUUUCAAUCUGGUGUUUUAAAGCGAUGUAUCUCAAGUCCAACUGCUUCUUCUAACAAAGAAAGGCAAACGACUCUUCGUCUAUGGAGCGAUAGUGGCGGAUACGACGCAGUUUCAAAUCCUUUCGAUGAUCUUGGAGCUUGGCAUGAAGCAGAAGCGAAAUCUUUUCUUCACAACGUGUCUGUUGAGUCUGUGGGUUCCAGUUCGAACUUGGGCAAAAAACUAGUGAACGAAGACCGUUAUAAACUGCUUGAACUCGAUCCAGACUUGUACUAUUUUGCCGUGUUCGACGGCCAUGGCGGGUCUGAGGCCGUGGACUUUGUUCACAAUAGAUUGCAUAAGAUUAUCAAACGUUUGCAUAAAAAUAAUAAAGACUUAGAAGAGAUCUUGGCUGCUGCCUUUGAGGAAUGUAACCAUGAACUUGAAAAGCAUAUAAGAUUCCUUAUAAGUGAAAAAGGACAUCAUCCAUCAAUAGCAGGAGGUGGAACAACAGCUACUGUUACUUUGUUAAGAGAUGGAUUAGAGCUUGCUGUUGCAAGUGUUGGAGAUAGUAGAGCAUUACUCUGUCGUAAUGGAAACACUAUCUGCCUGACUAAUGACCAUCAUCCUAUAAGGGCAGAUGAACAUGAACGUAUAGUCUCCCACAAUGGAUGGGUUGAUUGGGAGUCAAACCACAUCCCAAGAGUGAAUGGUAGACUUGCAAUGACCAGAUCUUUGGGAGAUUUUGAUGUAAAGCCCUUUGGUGUCAUAGCAACACCAGAAACAACAGUACUAAAGAUUGACCAUAAAAGUGAUGCCUUUCUGGAACUUCACACAGAUGGUGUAUCCCAUGUGAUGUCUAGUAAUGAGCUUGGGUUCUUAGUACGGAUGUGUUCAGAUCCUGAACAAGCUGCAAAUACCUUGACAUCAUGUGCACUGCAGUAUGGAACUGAAGACAAUGUCACAGCAAUCGUUGUUCCUCUUGGAGCUUGGGGAAAGUAUUGUUCACAUAAUUUUAUGAGGAAUAACAUAAUGAGAAUUAAUUGUAUAUAGUUUUGAAAGAUAGAAAAUAGAAUUUUUGGUGUUCAAUGGCAAUGAAAAAUGUUGUUUUUGGUAUAUAAAAUAUUGUCUGUUAGAUCUAGAACAGACUGAAAUGUCAGAACAGACUGAAAAGGUCCUUCAAAGUUAAAAUAUUCCAGAAGAAAGUAUUUUUCUAGAGAUUUCCAAUGUCUUUGAAUAUAUUUAUAAAUAAACAUCAAUAACUCUAGAUUUGUAAAACAAUUGCAAGGUACAGUAAUUCAUAUUUCCUUGUACUUUGCAUGGUUCAGCACCAAUAAGAUUGUAUUAAGAGUGGUUUUCUCAGUAUUAAGAGUAAAUUUCAUUCAGUGUGAUGCAUAAAAAUAUGACCACAUUUAAUGUAUUUGCAUUCUUUCAUGCAUAGGCUUUUUGCUGCCAAACAACUUUUAAAUACUUUAUUUGGUAAAGCCUGCCAGCUUUCCAUUGAAUUUUUUUGGUAAAACAUACAACAGCCUGUUUAUAAAAGUAUGCUAAUAAACUGUUCAUUAUUGAUGGGUUGCAAGCAUUCACCAAAAAAGAGAGUUAAGAGACAAAAACAUGGCAGCCAUUGUGGUACCAUUAACAAUGGAUGCUAAUGAGAAAUCUUUUGUCAAAUAGUACCAACAUGGCUGUGAUGAUGUAUCGUGGAAACGAAGAAUUGCUGGUCAUACUUUUGCAUGUUGCACUGUAAUCUGUGAAACAAUCUAAUAUUCAAUGAUUUGGAUAGUCAAAUAUAACAAAGGAAAAUAAUUUAAUAAUAUUGAUGUUCGUAAAUAUAAUUUGUAGACUAAAAUUGUUUUAUUUAUUAACAGGAUAAUUAAAAUAACUUUAUCUGAGGCCAUCAGUAUAUUAAAAAACAUACCUUUUUCUGUCACUGGACUUUAUCAUUAACAGAGGGCUCGAUAGGCCAUAUUGUGGGGGAAAAUAAUUGGCUUUCACCUACAUCAUUGAAAAAAUUUCCAGACUUAAGUACAAUAAAAUCUUCACAGACCAAAAGGGCAACUUAAUCUAUAUAUCUUAACCAAAGUUGUAGCUAAAAUAAGGUUUAGGUAUGGAAAUACGAACAAUUAAUUAUACUUUUAAUUAGUUGAAAUGUGUGUGUGUCUACCAUCUUGAUGUCCUAUUUCCUAUUGAAGGGCAGGCAUAAAGAUGGCAGCCAAAUCAUGGAAGUUGAAAAUCAUGUUUCUAUUGCACCCACUUCAAUAUUUUACAUGCAAUAAUAUUCAUCGAAAUAAAGUUAACAAUCCUCUAUUAAGAUAAAAACGUAUUAUUUCAAUCAAA
Actinia tenebrosa (Australian red waratah sea anemone) is the source of this 2423-nucleotide messenger RNA. RefSeq names its product protein phosphatase Mn(2+)-dependent 1K. Lineage: Eukaryota; Metazoa; Cnidaria; Anthozoa; Actiniaria; Actiniidae. Gene Ontology annotation, biological process: protein dephosphorylation. Gene Ontology annotation, molecular function: protein serine/threonine phosphatase activity; cation binding. The record is from RefSeq and is a predicted model, not a curated record.